This is a messenger RNA of Danio aesculapii, 555 nucleotides long. RefSeq names its product urotensin 2 domain containing (gene uts2d). Gene Ontology annotation, biological process: regulation of blood pressure; blood vessel diameter maintenance. Gene Ontology annotation, molecular function: hormone activity. Gene Ontology annotation, cellular component: extracellular region. Lineage: Eukaryota; Metazoa; Chordata; Actinopteri; Cypriniformes; Danionidae. The record is from RefSeq and is a predicted model, not a curated record. The transcript has 5 exons. The coding region runs from base 32 to 379 and encodes 115 amino acids.
AAGGAGCGAAACCCAACAUUUUACAAGUGCAAUGGACAGAACAACUUCGAGCGUUCUUCUUCGAAUCUCUUUUUUACUUCUCGUCGGUGCUUUCAGCAUUCAUACAAGAAGCCUCGAGAGUCCAGUCAACCAGGUUUUCCAGUCGAAGGAUGAUUCAGAUAUACAGAGUCCAAUUUUGGCCUUUUUGCUGCGGAAAAAUGUCAUGCCUGUUCAAGAAAAGGAUGUUUUAGGACUGGAGUUGGCCAGAGAAAUCACAGAACUGCAGGAGCUUCAAAAGGAGCUCAAUCUUGAAAGAAAACUGGUGUCAAAUGCGAUAGAUAACAGGAGAUCGAUGACCAGCAAACGAGAUGACGCCUGUUUCUGGAAAUACUGUGUUUGAGGAUCUUCAAGUGAAGAGCGAGGAGAAGGAAAAGUCUGCAAAAUCAUUAAAUGCCUUAAGAUGUGUCAAGCAAGCAGAACCUUUUUACAUAUCGAACAAUAUGCAUUCAUAACAUGUCAUGAUAAUCAUGAUAGUAAUAAUGUACUCACGACUGUACUCUUAUAUGAAAAAUGUAU